Messenger RNA from Notodromas monacha, 264 nucleotides. Lineage: Eukaryota; Metazoa; Arthropoda; Ostracoda; Podocopida; Cyprididae. The record is from the annotation of a GenBank genome assembly.
AUGACCGAAGAAAUCACUCUUGAGACCGCACCUUUUGAUCCGCGAUUUCCAAACCAGAAUCAGACAAGGCAAGUGGAAUUAACGCGUAGUCAGCAGCACUGUUACGUGAGCUACGUGGAUUACCACCGCUGCAUUAAGAUCAAGGGUGAAGACUUUGAGCCAUGCAAUUACUUCAAGAAAGUCUUCACCAGCUUGUGUCCGAAUGCGUGGGUCGAACAAUGGAACACUCAAAGGGAAGAAAACCGAUUCGCCGGACCCCUGUGA